Messenger RNA from Triticum aestivum (bread wheat), 7833 nucleotides. Its product is annotated as nuclear matrix constituent protein 1. The record is from RefSeq and is a predicted model, not a curated record. The transcript has 2 exons. Lineage: Eukaryota; Viridiplantae; Streptophyta; Magnoliopsida; Poales; Poaceae. The coding region runs from base 6534 to 7196 and encodes 220 amino acids.
AAAAAAAUUAAACGGCAGUGUCUCCCGAUCUGAUCUCCAGUUUCUCAACCUUCACCCACGGCCUUCCACAGUCGUCGCACCUCCUGCCACAUCCCGCCGCCGCGCGCCGCCACCGCCUACCCCGUCGCCGCGCCUACCCCGUCGCCGCGCCUACCCCUAUCUCUGGAUCGACGCGGGUAACCGAGUGUGCGGGUGCUAGGUGGUUCUCCCGCUCGGUCAGAUCAAGUGAAGUCUACACAGGGCGGCGGUGGACGGGCUGGACGUGCGGAACGAUGGGGCAUACGGAUCCAGGCGAGCGGCCGUGCCGCCGCCCUUUCAUGUACCAGCGUACGCACGCGUGGGUUGUUUCUCUGUUGUUGGUCGGUUGCAGGAGGUGGCCGGCGUCGCCCCAGUUGUCAAAUCCCAUAGCCGGUCGAUCUCAACCGCGUGUUGCUGCUGUAGAUGUCGAGGCCGAGGCCAUGCAUUAUCGUGAGAUGGAGCGGCGGAGAACUGAGGCCCGCCGGGUGCUGGAGUAGAUUCUUUAGACAGUGGAGUUGAGCGACCCACUCAUCCAUGCCAGAUGCGCUUAAGUAAAGCCAGGGAUCCGAUCCAUCCAUCUCAGAGCGGAUGAAUCAACAGAGUAUCCAUCUGGUCCAACAAGUGAAUUUAGGCGAUUAAUUAGCAUGAGCAUACGAGCUCUUGUGCAGAUGUAUUUAGGUGGAUACAGGUUCAGGUAGUCAACUCUUCAUUGACCAAUCACCCAGCUCUGAGCUAUUCCAACCUUCCAUAGCCACCACCACCCCUAAGCACCGCAGCAGAGCAAGGCUGCGCUGCGGCAACUUCAUCCCUGGUAAGCAGUGGAUCCCUUUCUUGGAGUUUGCAUUGUUGUCUGCUUAGAUUAUUCACCGUAUCCCCCAUCAAACCUGUGCUACUUUUAGGUUCCUCCGUUCAUGAUUUCCUCUAUUAUAAUGUCAUCUCCGGUCAAAGUGUUAGCAUGAUAGAAUGAAAUUUGAAAUUCGUUAGUGGUUUCAUGUUGGCGAAUCAGCCUGGGCUAGAUCACAUCCUGUGCUGAAACUGCCCACGUUUGUUCAUUACUAUAUUUCAAAUUAUCAGUAAGGUCUAUUUGUGCUUGUCCAUAGUUGAUCAAAAGGUAAAGCUUCACUACUGCUAUUGUUGUUGUUGUUGUUGUUGUAUUUUACCCAUAUAUCCAUUUGCAAUCAGCAUCCAUUUUUUCCUUCAAAUGGAUAAACGUUGCCUUAAUAUUGCAGGAUACCAGUCUUAUGAUGCUGCUUGGUCUUGCCUCGGACAUCUAUUUUUCAAAUGCCCGUUCACGAAAAGAAACUGGACUGGACAUAUGUUCAUGGAAGUGUUUGUGGUGGCAGCAUGGAGUAUAUGGAAAGAGAGAGCUGCUAGACCCUCUUUUGGUUUGUACUUUGACCUCUCCUCCCCCUCCCCUGCUAACUUCUCUAUGUAAAUAUUGUACUGUAUCUUUGACGCUCUGAUCUAAUACAAAGGUCAGUGGUGGGGUUCCCCCACUGUCGAAGGUUCUCAAAAAACAGUUUUCUAGAUGAUAGUUUUAGGUCUGUUAGUAUCUUGGUCUGAGUGAUGUUAUUGUCUUCGUUAAGACCAGUCGAGCCCCUGAUUUUCAUCAAAGUCGCUCUCAAAGACAUGGCCACAUUUGUACACUUUAUUAAAGUUUGGCAUGGUUUUAUUUAAUAAAUGGGUGCUCCACUCUAUUAUGUACCUUGUGUUCUUUUGUGAUAACAGGAUUUUAUUGUUGGAUAACCCUUCAAUUGAUGAAUCUGGCGAGCUGUGCUCUUGCAGAUUACUAAUACAGUGACAAUCCUUCAGAUUUAGGGGAUACAAUGUCGGAUUACAUUCUGCGGACGUAUUGAAGGCAAAAAAAAUUGCGGUGGAGGUAUAACAUGCUACCACUUCAUCAGUACAUAACCAACUUCCAUUCUUUAUAAAUAGCAACAUUUAAGAAGUUUUUCUGUCAUUGGAGAAUCUGUUUUGGUCUUUGUUUCUAAAUGGUGACCAAAGAUAUUACUGUAAUGAUCUGUAACAAUAAGGAUACCAACUGAUCAAUUGGGUAUUCUGUGAAAUGAUUUUUUACACUUGGCAUAUGUGCUCAACCAGUUAAGAAAAUUGUUUUUGCUGUAUAAAAUUAGAUUAUUUUGCAAACUAUUUUCACAUUAGUGAGCACAUAUUAGAUUGUUUUCACCCGUUGCAACGCACGGGCAUUUUUGCUAGUAUAUAAUAAAUAUUGGAGAAAAGAAAUACCAGAGGGGGGUUGCCAGGUGCGCACAAGACACCAGGGCGCGCUAGGCCCCCCAGGUACACCCUAGUGGGUGGUGGGCAGCCUAGCCCACCUCCGGUGCUGUCGUGGAAAACACGGCCACCUAUGGGGCCAUCGGCCCCUUGUGGUUCGGCAGGGGGAAGAGCACAUUUCACAAAUAGCGGAGAGCAAAGAACAAUACGGCAACGAUCACAUGAGCAUUUUUUACCAAGGUUCGGGCCGCCGCAAGGCGUAAAACCCUACUCCUGCUUUGGUGGAUUGAUGAGGGGACUGUCGUGGAGAUGCAGCGCUCUUGCCCGGCAAGGUUGCCUCGGGACGGGAGCAGCUACGCGCGUAUGAGUGUACAAAGGUCUGAAUCCAUUCUAAGGUAGCCACAGCUCUCCUUUUAUAGGUCAAGGGGUCACCACAAUGGCAAAUCGGUCAUGACGUACUGAUUAGAUAGCGAACAGUGCUAUCAUACCUAACUCUGCAGACAGGACAAGGUGCAUUAAAUGCACCGCUUAGUGUCACAUCGUGGAGUAGCCUGACAAGCCUUGCCAUGUUGUUCCGCCACCUUCUCACCUGCCUGCAUGACACGUCUCCGGACGGGUGUCAUUUGGAGGUGAUUUCCUUCGGAAAUGGCUGCCACGCACCAAAUAGUAGCCACUUAACCACUUGGGGGCUCGACACCGCAUCUAUAGGUGACUUGCGUUGCUGUGAGGUGGAGCGGUGGAGUGUUGGUGGGGUAACCUGCCCUCGUUGUUCCUGGCAAGCUUGUCGGGGCAGUCUUGCGUCUUGUCCUUAGGCUAGCCUUAACCUCUCCAGGCUCGCCUGCCCAGCAAAGGAGGUUUUUCCUUAGUGGUAUCUAUUUCACUUAGCUUGGUCUUGGUCUUCUUGAUCUGCCCUUUGACUCCUCAAAGAGCUAUUUCUUCUGCUUGGCCUUGUCUUGGAUGUUGAGACUUUGUCGGACCGAAGGCAUGUUGUCCGUGCACAAGUCAGGGGAAACAUACACCCCUGUUUGUGUACCCUGACAGAAGCCCCCGGGCCUGAGCCAUAUGUGUUGCUGGGAACGUUGGGUUAGGCCCCCAAAUAGUGCACGGACAUGUGGCGAAGGAACGUUGUGUGCACAACAAUUCGUCAUGAUGACCAGUCAAUCCAACGUCCACUUCGCGCAAUUACCGCGGGGCAUGGGGUCGUGGGACUAUAGCAGUAAAUGUAAAAUGGUAACUUUCCGAAGAGUCGCACCUUACCCCAUGUCUUUCUCCCUUAAAAGAGAAAAACGCAAAGAGGCACUACUCAUCCAUCAUCUGUCUCGCCCCUCCACCAUCUUCUUCCGCAAGCCAAACGACCGCUCUCCCCUUCGCCCACGUUCAUCUCUGUCCCCCAUCUUGUUCCCUUCCCCCCAUCCCCACUACCGCUUGAGGAGAUGGGGAAAGAAAACUGCUGCCCCCAAGGGAACGUGGGCGACCACCGCGAAGGAGGUGGUCGUGGAGGGGAGCAAGAAGAGAGCUGCAGAGCUAGACAAGAAGCAAAGGGGAGACGUAGUCUUCUUCCCAUCGAAUCUGGACGGCGACGCAUUGGUUGCAAGGUAUGGAUAUUUGUGGGGGAGGGAGGUUCCAAAGGGGCAUGGCGCAUGGCGCAACAAGGUCCUGGUGGAGGGAAAAAAGGAUCCGUCGGAUUCGUACCAAUUCUUUUGUGCAUAGUUCAUCUGCGACCUCUGUCCCUCCUUUUCGGAUUUGUUCGAAGCGAUGAUGGUGAUCUAUGGAUUCCACCUCCUGGACUUCAUGCUGAAUGCAAUGGCGUGCAUGGCGAUUUUCGCCCACUUGUGCGAGAAUUUUGUUGGAGUUUCCCCCAAUGUAGACCUGUUCAGGCACUACUUCGUUCCACGGGUGGAGAACAAAGCUCACCGCUCCGGAAAUAUAAGUUGGAUGCCUCGGGUGGCAAGGGAAAAUUGGGAUUAUCUCUUUGGCCAGCAGUGCGGCAGAUGAGAGGAGUGGAGGGCGGAUUGGUGCUGGAUCCAGGACGAUGAGGCCCCAGAUUUCUGCCAGGCACAGACGGAGUGCACUGUGCACGACAACGAAUGGAGGGAGUUUGGCCUUACCGAUGAUAGGCUCCACCCGACAAUAAACAAGAUUGCCCGUCUAAAGGCUGUCGGGCUGACCAUUGGGCAUGUGAGGGCCGACUUCCUCCGAUGACGAAUUGCGCCACUUUAGAAGAGGGAAAGGUUUGCCUGGUAGUACGGAGAUGAUGCGUAUAAGAUGAGGUUGUACCCUGGUCUGACCAACAAUCUAUCAGUCUACGGCCGUGCUUGGUUGUGCGAACAACUGUUUGGCAGCCUUGGGUCGUUAAGUUGCCGGCAAGCGUCAUCCCGCUGAACGUCAACUCCGCCCAGGAUCAACUUUUGAAAUGGAUGCCAAAUUGCAACGCUCAUGGAGUUUCGGGUUACUGGCAGUUACCCGAGCUUAACGAAGAGCUUGCGUGGGCCUCUAGCCUAGUGGAAAGGGCUACCAGGGUGGAAACCAAUAUGUUCAAGCGCACCUCCAAGGUGGAUGAGGCGUUCAUCAAGAGGCGGGUCGAGGAGGACAAGGCAUUCUAGGCCGCCAAAAAGGCAAAGGCCGGGAAAGUGAAGGACGAGGAGAAGGCUGAGGAUGAAGGCUCCUCUCACGGCAGGAGAAAGGCGCACGCCUCAGAGGAGGUUGCCGGGGACGAUUCUGCCGGGGGCGAUCCUACCGGGGACGAGCCUGCCGGGAUCGAAGCCUUAUAUGCUGCGACAGCAGAGGCCGAGUAAGAGGAUAAAGCUGAGGAGGCGGAGCAGCCCGGGAGGAGUGGCUCACGGCAGGCCCUCAAGCCCCUGAGCCAAUCAUGGAUCAAUGCCCUCGUAGGCAGGCAGCUAGCCGGGGAGCAUUGGUUCCCGCUCCUGCACCUGCCGCCAAGAAGGUAAAGAAGACUACCUCUAAGGGUAGCAAGCCGGACAUGGUGCAUCGGCAGUCUUCUCGCCUUUUCGGGGCUAAGACCUCUCCCGCCAAGCGUCUGGCAGCCACGGGAGUCGACUCCAGCUCCUCUGACUCGAGCUCCUCGCAUAGUUCGUCCUCAUCGAAGCCCCCUGCAUCUCAGCAGGGCUCGAAGUUGCCGGGAAGUUCGGUUCCCCCGACCCUGAAGAGGAGUAGAGGACCUUUACCACCCAUGGAGUUCGAGUUGAGCUCCAUGCUUAUUGACGAAGAGUAAGGAAAAGGUUUCUUAUUUCCUUGUUGUGGUUCCUGAAUGUUCCUCGAUUUGUUGAUCGAUCUUGUUUGCCACCCUCGGUAGGGAAGAGGAGGAGGAGACCCUCAUCCAUCGGGUCAAACGGCCCAGGCAUGCGAAACUGCCGAAGUCCAUGGAGGGUGCGGGUUUGGCGAGAAGCAGCACAAUCGAUCUGACGCCAAGCCCCCAGCACAGCCCCCAGCUCGAAAGCACAUGACUAGUUCCUCCUGCCAAAGGUGAUGCAGGAGAGUUCCCCACCUCCUCGGGCAGGGGAGGAGGGGAGGUCUCUCAGGGCGAGUCCUUCCAGGAGGGACCCACUCCGCCUGCCGAUCGAGCUGAGGAAUUCCCGGCAAAGGCUUCCACGGAAGGUUCCGCCCAAGACAAUACCAUGGUUGCCGGGGAAGGGGACGGUGGUCACGGCCCGGCAACGACGUUGCCAAGGGAAUCGAGGCUCCCCCACGGCAGUCAUCUCCGGGUAACUCAUUUGCUCUCUUGUGUUUUGUUGCUCUUAUCAUUUUGCUCCAUGUCUUUGGCCUACCAAUGCUUCCGUAUCUUUAUCAUUGCUUGUUGUCUUCGAUUGCAGCCCCUCUGAUUGAAGAGCCUGAGCUACCGGAAGAGGUGGCCAACAUAGGGAAAGAUGUUGCAGAAGAGGCUGCCAAGAUUGAUGCCGCAAAGGAGCAGGAACAUGCUGCCGGUGGCGUUCAGGAGCUCUGGAAGGAAACAGAGAAAACCCUCGGCAGCACGCCAGGAUCAAGGGUGCUGAUUGAAGAGAAACCCCCCCUCCAAACCAUAAACCACCUUCCCUCUUUUGGCAUCUUGGCGGGGAUCCUGCGGCUAGCUUCGAGCCAACUGGUGUUGGUCCUUGCGCAGCCUGGACUUGGAGCCCCCGGUUCAUCAGCGGCGACGAGCGUAGAGCUCGAUGAAGAAAUCCAGCGCAUCUUCGCCUUGCUGUACUAGGGGUUGAAGAGGUAGACGAAACCAUCGCUGUCUCCAUGGACUUGUCCUUCCUGGAGUCCGUGGCGGCAGGUAUAAAGAGAUGCGGAGCCGGCACAGCCAGAAAUGGCAGGCGCUUAAGGAGCAGCGCAAUUCUGCCAACCAAGUGGACCAGAAGCUAAGGGGCAAGGGUAGCGAGCUGCGCGAAUGGCACGGCAAGCAAUUACAAGUUCUAUUGCGGCAGCAGGAGACGAUCUCCAUGGCAAAGGAGGAUGUCAUUGCCCGGCAGGCCCGCCUGGCGGAGUGCACAACGCUUCUGAACGCCGGAGAGAAAGAUGUCUCCUCACGGGAGGAGAACCUCGCGGCCUCCCUCUGUAGCAAGGACAAAGAAUUGGAGGGCCUAGUCCGGCAACGCACCAAGGAGCUGGAGGACAAGCACAAGGUGGCCCUCGACGCGCUCUCUAGUGAUUCUCCUACUCAGAUGAAGAAAGUGGUCGACGACCUUGCCACUACAUCCAGUGCCAAAAAUGAUCUUGAUCAUCAGGUGGCCAAGUUGAUGGAGGAGCUUGCCGGGAGCACCAAGGAAACCACGGCUCUCAAGGAGGAGGCACAGAAAGCAAAGACCCUUCUGAAAGAGGUGCAAUCCAAGCUCUCCUCCAAGAGCCAAGACCUUGAGACUGCCAACUGCUCCAUAGAUGAUUUUAAGGCCAGGAUUGGCACCCUGGAGAGCUCGAUCGAAUCCAGUGGGUCCAUGAGAAGCAGCUGAUGAAGGACUUGGAGAAAGCGAGGACCCAUCAGAAGGACGCGGAGGACAAACUGGCGAACCAAUCCGAGUAGGUCAACCUUUGGAUCAAGAGCUUGGUCGACAUUGUUGAGCGCCUCAUUGCCUUGGUUUCGGCGAUGGGCAUGGAGGGGCCAAUCUUCUCGGUCGGCGAGCAUGAAGUCCCAAGCGUCAAGCUGGGGCUCUUCUUCAACGACUUGAUCGAAAAGCUGAAGAUCCAUGAAGGAGGAAGGGGUGAUCGCUUCACAAGUGAAUCCCGACAGCUUGCCCGCAACGCCCUCUUCAUGGUCCUAAGCAACUUCGCCUACCGCCAUCCAGACCUCGACCUUGACGACGGCUUCAGGAAGCUACCUGGGGACGCCGAUGUUUCUGUCGCCGAGGAGAAGGCUGCCUGAUACGUCUCUAGCAUAUCUAUAAUUUUUUAUUGUUCCAUGCUAUUUUAUUAUCAAUCUUGGAUGUUUUAUAAUCAUUUUAUAGUCAUUUUAUACCAUUUUUUGGUACUAACCUAUUGACAUAGUGCCUAGUGCCAAUUCCUGUUUUUUCCAUGUUUUUCCAUCGCAGGAAAUCAAUAGCAAAUGGAGUCCAAAUGGCAUGAAACUUUACGAUGUUUUUUUAUGGGCCA